This is a messenger RNA of Cottoperca gobio, 5217 nucleotides long. It is a transcript of the gene cgna, whose product is annotated as cingulin a. Gene Ontology annotation, cellular component: myosin complex; bicellular tight junction. Gene Ontology annotation, biological process: microtubule cytoskeleton organization. NCBI's taxonomy places the organism in Eukaryota, Metazoa, Chordata, Actinopteri, Perciformes, Bovichtidae. The transcript is spliced from 21 exons. The record is from RefSeq and is a predicted model, not a curated record. Bases 170 to 3802 code for a protein of 1210 amino acids. Gene Ontology annotation, molecular function: microtubule binding.
CAGGUUGCAGUCACCGCAUAAUGAACUCUUUACUGUGUUAAUUUGCGCAGGAGUUGUUUUCCCACCCACUUUUCUGUGUGGACUUUGAUAUAAAACAUUGUAAUUAUCAUCGACAUAAGGGGAAGUGAAGUGUCAAAGAGGAGCAGAGGAAAAACUUCAUUAAAAAAGCAUGAGCACACAAUCUUCAGGUCGGAAGACCCCAGUGGACUACGGUGUCCAGAUCCGCUUCAUCAAUGACCUCCAUGACACUGGCGGUGGGCAGCCGGCACCCCAGCCAAAGACCAAGACCCAGGCCACCGCCAAGUACGGUGUGGCGGUCAGGGUGCAGGGUAUUGCUGGCCAGCCAUAUGUGGUACUGAAGGAUGGAGAGAAAGGAGACUCGUAUGGUGUCCAGCUCAGGACAGAUUACCCCUCUGGUUAUAGUAGCCUUCCCCGGCGGAGAGAGAAAGCAGAGCCAGGAACACAGGGGGAAGAUGUAGGGGAAAGAGGAGGGCAGGGAGGGGCACUACGCCGGGCCCAGUCCCAUGGGUCGCUGCUGGACAGGGACGGAGAGAGAGGGGCAGGCAAUGAGGAUUUUCAGCUGCCUAGGCCACCAGGGGAUGGGAAGUCUGGUAGCUAUGGGAAUCUGGAUGGAGGAAUUGGAGUAAGGGGAGAGAGAGAGCAGGUUCGACGUGUCGGUGGUACAGAGGGGGAAAGUAAUAUGUGGGAUGGUUCGAACAAAGCACGGCUCAACGGGUCACUGGGGUCAGUGAGAGGCAGUCAGUCUUACCCUGACCCUCCUCAGCAAACAAACCAGAGAGCGACUCCUGUCAACAGACUAAUAAACAGGUUUGAUGGUAACACUGGAGGCCAACAGAGAGGACUCCCUGCUCAACAACAAGAUCCCAGAGCUACAUCUCCUCUCGUCACCCCCAGCGCCUACACCUCGCCUCCGUCCUCAACUCACAGCAGCCUGGGACGCAGUCAGGCCGCUGUCACCAAAUUUCCAGGACACUCUACUGAUCAGUGGACUUCACCAGGGAGAUAUUCUGCUGCAGAGACGCCGCAGGCCAAUCUCACUGAGGGACAAGUGACUCCUGACCUUUUGCUGGACCAGGGUCAGAGUGCAGAGAUGAGCAGUGAGGAGGAGCAGUUCAUGCAGACUAUAUACAACAUCCUGAGACAAGGGACCAACGAGAGUGAUGUUGUCAUCAAGCACAAAGUCAAGGUCAUCUUUCAGAAGAUCCAGAAUCUAAAGCAGCUCAAAGAAAGACCUCAGGAAGAGUGGAUGAGAGAAAAGCGGGAGCUUGAAAGAAAGAUGGCUGAACUACAAACUGCCCUGCAGGCGGAAAGAAGGGACUCUGUCUGCAAUUCUGAUCCUGCUCUGAAAGCUGAGCUGGAGUCCUGUCUGGAUGAAAAUCUGCAGCUCCGGGAAAUGCUGGACCGGAAGAAGAAAGAAUUAAAUGAAACCCAAUCAGAGCUGACUCAGCUGCGUAUGGACAGGGAGAACGCAGAGGCACGGGUCAGGGACAUGGAGGACCAGCUGGCUGAGUUUCAGGAUGAACUGAGAAGAGAUAACGGAAACAAGACGGAUCUGAUGUCUUGUCAGACACAGCUGAUGGAGGUGUGUCAGCUGAAACAGAAGCUGGAAGACGGGCUAAGACAGAGAGAGAGGGAGCUCACAGCGCUCAAAGGAGCGCUGAAGGAAGAGGUGGCCACACAUGACAAAGAGAUCGAGGUGCUCAGAGAGCAGUACAGCGCCGACAUGGAGAAGCUCCGCAGCAGCAUGGAGCAGGUGUCUCAGUCUCACGCAGGCAUCGAGGCAGAGCGGUUGCGUGUCAAUGCGUCUGUUCGCUCCCUACAGCAGCAGUUGGAGGACUGUAGAGAUGAGAGCAGCCACUGGAUGGAGCAGUUUCACGCCAGCAGAGACGAACUUCGAACAACCAAACAAGAAGAGCCACCCAGCAGCCCUGAAACACCACUCCUGCAAACGCGUCUGGAAAAAGAGGAGUUUGAGGAGGAACUAAAGGAGCUCCAGGAUAAAGUGAGCAGCAUGAAACAACAGAGACCGGACCCGGUCCACACUCAGACGCUCAACCAGGAACUUCAGCGAUACAAUGCUGAUCUACAGAAGGCCAGGUCUGAAGUGGAGAAGCACAGGACGGAGUUUGACAAGAAGGUCAUGGAGGUCAUCUCAAUAAAGAAAUCUCACCAGGGCCAGGAGGCAGAACUGAAGUAUGAGAUUGACAGACUCAAGGACCAAUUACAGAAGGCCAGAGUGGAUAUUUCCAAGACGCAGGAGAAGAACAAACGGCUCCCAGACCCAACAAUCAUCUCAGAUCUGGAGCAGAAGCUUGGUGAGACACGUGGGGAAGCGAGCCAGCUCAAAGAGAAGCUCUCAUCAGCUGAGGAGGAAGUGGAGGCCAGUAAAACCCGUCUCAAUAGAGCUCAGAUGGAAGUUAAAUCGCUCCAAGAUGCCCAGCAGGAGCAGGAAGAGGCCAACACGCGUCUCAAAGAUAAACUCUCACGGUUGGAGGCUCAGCUGCAGAACAACGCCACAGAAAGCUCCGAGGCAGAGCUCUCCCUCCACACUGAGGUGAGAGGGUUGAGAUCUGAGCUGGAUGAGAACAAGAGAAAAGCUUCCAGACUAAGCCAGGAGCACCGAGAACUCAUCCUGCGUGUGGAGGAUACUGAGAAAGACAAGGAGACACUGAAACAGACCUUCAACCAGCUGGAAGAGACCAAACGACAGCAGGAAAGAGCUCUGGAGAAACUCAACAAAGAGUAUGAGUCUCUGACGGUGUCCUCAAGAGAGGAGGCGCAGACUCUCAGGGUUCAGCUGGAGGAGCAGAAAGAGAGGGCACGCAAGGAAAUGCAGGAGGUGCAACGUCAUGGAAAAGAUGCUCAGAGUGAACUGGAAAGAAGUCAUCUAAAUCUGAGGAGACUGGAGGAAGAGAUGCCACGACAGAAGAAGGAGCUUCUACUUGCAUGCGAGGAGAGAGACAACCACCAGCUGGAUAAAGAGCUUCUGACCAACAGGCUGCGUCACCUCGAGGGAGAGAUGGAGGCCAACAAAAACGGCAACAAUGAGAAAACCCGGGAGAUUCGCAUCCUGGAAGACAAGCUGAAGCGCGUAGAGUUGGAGCUGGAGGAGGAGAGAAGCAGCGCGGAGAUGCUGACGGACCGAGUGGCCAGGAGCAGAGACCAAAUCGACCAGCUCCGCUCUGAGCUAAUGCAGGAGAGAUCCUCCAAACAGGACCUGGAGCUGGACAAGAACGCCAUGGAGAGACAUCUGAAAGAGCUGAGGAGUCGUGUGGCCGACAUGGAGGGCCAAUCUCGCUCCUCAGCAGGAGUCUUGCAACUGGAAAACAAGAUCCAGGAGCUGGAAGAACACCUACGCAGUGAGGAAAGGGAGAAGAACUCUGUGAUAGCGUCUCAACGACGUCUGGAGAGGAAAUUAAAAGAUCUCAACAUGACGCUGGAUGAGGAGAAACAAACGCACACUGAACAGAGAGACCAGCUCGCUCUGAGAGUGAAAGCCCUAAAGAGGCAGGUGGACGAAGGAGAGACGGAGCUGGAAAGGCUAGAUGGAAUGAGGCGAAAGGCCCAGAGAGAAAUGGAGGAACAGAUGGAGCUCAAAGAAGCCUUGCAGGCCAGAGUCUCAGUGCUGGAAACUGAGCUCAAGAGAAAAGCCCAGGCAGCAAUGCGCCCAACUUUGGAUUCAUCAGCCCUCAGUUCAGAUGACGACGACGACAGCCUGUACGAUCCGUCCACCAUCACCUCCAUCCUCACUGAGAGCAACCUCCAGACCAGCUCCUGUUAAAACAGCACUUAGGGACGGGGUGAGGGAGGGACCACGUACCACUGUUAAGGGAAAAAGAAGUGGAGGUUAGCUGCUUUGUAGGCUGGGAGUAAAGCCAGAAGGCAGAAUGGUAUGCACUACAGACAAUGGGGGAGGGCUGCAAAGACCUGGGACUUAAUUGACAUUGUGGGGGGAAAUCUUUUCCACACCAUUGUGAGUGGAAGGAAACAAACAUCCUCCGCAUUUCAGGGUAUUUCCUUCAGUCUACAAUGUACACGAAGUACUCCACGGUACAGUUGGAAGGACUCCCAACAUGCAAAAGAAUUAAAAAUACCUCUUGCAUUUUUUUUUUUUUUUUAUACAAAUUCAGUAUGUCAAACCAUUUCAGGGUUGAGAUUCUGGGUCAAGCACUUAUGGUAUCCAAGUCUACCUUUGACUGAACAAUAAAAAAGUACUCUGUGUGGACAGUUUAGCUGUUGGCUCUGGAGCACAGCCGUCAGCUGACUGCCUCACACGUUCUGCACCCCGUCACACACAUUGGGUAGAACUUCUGACAAUAUGGUCCAAACGCUGACAUUGAGUGCAUUCAUGAUUGAGAAACCAUAAGCAAUAUAACGCAUAAUUACUCUCACGCUGGUUUUCUGAAAGUUGAUUUUCCUAAUUGUAAUGGUUUAAGUACUGCAAAUGAUUAGUACUGAAUGAAAUCUGGAGUGAGUUUGUGUAAAACAAAAUAUCACUUCUUCGUUUAUUCCACUAAUCCACACUUUAAAUACUAUAAAUGUGAUAGAAGCCUGUUGUUGGUGUAAAGGUUUCCAUUAGUUUUGUCUGUAUUCACUGUAUCUGAAGCAGCUUCCUGGUCGAGGUGCAACAGAUUUUUGGUUUUGUGAUUUAUAACUUUGAGGACAGAUGGGUCCUUUGUCUGAAUAUCACAUACUUAUCUGUAGUGCAAGAUAAUGGCCAAAAUAUCUUAGUGUCCGAUUAAAAACUUUACAAAUGUAUUGUAGAAGCUGCACAAUAUCUAUGCAUUCCCUUUAUAGCAAGUCACUGAAAUAUAUGCUCAUCAUUUCAUUAUGAUGCCUUAAAAUUGUUAAAAGAUAAUUUUGUAUGUAAUUGUUUAUCUGAAUGAUUUUUGUAAAAUGUUUGUAUUUAACAUUUGUAGAUUUAAUUUUUUUGAGUCCUGAGUUGAUUUUUGUAAACAGUUUGAACAAUCAGUCGCAGAGAUAAUAACUGUAUUACAUGUUUCUCCGUAUCUUUUCAGUGAAACUGGAAAAUGGUACUUAAUAUGAUUUGUUAGACUGUCGAGUAUAAAGCUGUUUAAUUUGAAAAUGCUGGUAUAUACUCAACAAAUUCCCAAUGUGUAAUUCACAAAAUAGAGAAUCUUUCUAUUGCGUAUUAAUUUAGUAACAAUAAAAAUGAAACCAUUCAAGUUAAAUAUG